Phyllopteryx taeniolatus (common seadragon) is the source of this 6652-nucleotide messenger RNA. RefSeq names its product ubiquitination factor E4A (UFD2 homolog, yeast) (gene ube4a). The record is from RefSeq and is a predicted model, not a curated record. Gene Ontology annotation, biological process: protein polyubiquitination. NCBI's taxonomy places the organism in Eukaryota, Metazoa, Chordata, Actinopteri, Syngnathiformes, Syngnathidae. Gene Ontology annotation, cellular component: cytoplasm; nucleus; ubiquitin ligase complex. Bases 393 to 3698 code for a protein of 1101 amino acids. The transcript is spliced from 22 exons. Gene Ontology annotation, molecular function: ubiquitin-ubiquitin ligase activity.
GGAUAAUAAUAAUAAUAAUGUGAUUAUCAUUAAUGGCUAUUCAAAAACUCAUUCAGUCAUUCUAAAGUAAAAAUAAUAAUUAAAAUACCAUGAUUAUGAUAAAACCCGAGGUUGAAAGAACAGCUGAAAAGAAAACCAAAGACGAAAACCUUGCAGUUUGCAGUCCGGCUCGUGUUGAUGACGUCACUUGUUGUAUUUACUGGGGCAUUGACGGAAUUCGUUUUACUGCUACAAAGAAGAAGGCCAAUAUACUAUCAAAAUAGACAGUUUUCCAGCCAUAAAGUCGCACUGGCGGCCGGCUUCAUCUGGCAGACCAAGCUGUGCGCCUUGGCGGAGUUAAUGCAUACUGCCACCGACUGACCUGCUAUGACUGAGUGUUGAGCCUCAGUGAGAUGACUGACCAGGGCAACAACAACAACCACAACAUCUCCUGCAACCCCUUCGCUGCCCUCUUCAGCUCUUUGGCUGAUGCCAAGCAGUUUGCGUCAGGCCAAAAGUCUACACUGUUACCCACUGGACCGCCAGAUGACUCCGGAGAGAGCCAGUCAGAGUCUGAGAACUCUGUGUCAGACAGCGUCGAUGACAAUGACGACUCGGUGGCAGAGAUAAGCCGAUCCUUCCGAUCCCGGCAGGAACUGUGCGAGCAACUCAAUGUGAAUCACAUGAUCCAGCGUAUAUUUCUUAUCACCUUAGACAACAGUGAUCCCAGUCUUAGAGGGGGCAAUGGGAUCCCACCUCGCUGUGUUUACCUGGAGGAGAUGGCGGCUGAUUUGGAUGGACAGGAUUGGCUGGACAUGGACAACAUAGAACAGGCACUAUUUAAUCGUUUGCUGCUGCUCGAACCAGGAAACCACCUCAUCUACAUGACAUCAUGCAAUGCUGUGAACCUGUCAGCUGACCGUGACGCUGGAGAGAAAUGUGCCAUCCCAUACCUUUUUGCUUGUUAUCAGAGAGCAAAGGAAGAGGUGACCAAGGUGCCAGAGAAGUUACUGCCAUUCUCCGUUCGUUGUAAGAACCUGACGGUCUCAAACACGAGCACAGUUCUGCUCACUCCGGAGAUCUACAUCAACCAGAGUGUGUACGAGCAGCUUCUGGACCUGUUGCUGGAUGCUUACAGUAGUGCCCAGCCGGAUGAGGUGGUGGAGUUUGUUGAGGAAGUGAUUGUGGGCUUGCUCUCUGACCAAGAGGUGCGGACCUUCAAGGAGGUGAUCGUUCCAGUGCUUGAUAUUUUCCAGGGUAGAAUCAAAGACAUGGAUCUGUGUCAGCCCGUCUUCUACUUCUACCUUGAUGUGCUUCUCUAUUUCAGCUACAAUAAAGACAUCGCCAAGGUAUUGAUGGAACACAUUCAGCCCAAAGAUCCGGCUAAUGGCUUGCUGUACCAAAAGAGCCUUUUAGGAACAGUGUUGAGUGUAUCUUGCUUGCUGAAAACACCUGGAGUGGUGGAGGGACAUGGCUACUUCCUGAACCCCUCCAGAUCCAGCCCUCAAGAGACUAAGUUCCAGGAGGCCAACAUCCAUCAGUUUAUGGGCCAGUUUCACGACAAGCUGCAUCAAAUGUUUAAAUACUUGCUCCAGCGGUCGAAUGAGACACGCCACCUGCUGCUGUCAUGGUUGGGCAACUGCCUACACGCAAACUCUGGCCGGGCCAAGAUUUGGGCCAAUCAAAUGCCUGAGAUCUUCUUUCAGAUGUACGCCUCAGAUGCGUUCUUCUUGAAUUUGGGUGCUGCACUUCUGAAGCUGUGCCAGCCCUUUUGCCGGCCACGUUCCCCCAAAUUGCUCACAUUUAACCCCACGUACUGUGCAGUGAAAGACUUGAGUGAAGAAGAGAGGCGCAUUUGCAAUGUGCAUGCGAGAGGACUUGACAAGGAAACUUGUCUGACCCCCAUGCCCUCCCAGCACAUGCAAGAGCACGUAGUGGAGUCCUACAGCCUGCUGACGGAAAACCUCGUCCUCACACAGCUCACCCUGCAUCUCGGCUUCCACAGACUCCACGAGCAGCUGGUCAAGAUGAACCAGUCUCUCCACCGGCUCCAGGUGACAUGCGAGGAGGCCCAUCGCACAGGAAACCCAAGGACGGAGCAGCUCUUGGAGCAGUUUGAGCGCCUGAUGAUUGUCUUCUUGUCAACCAAAGCUGCCACCACACAGCCUGCCAUGCUGCAAUGCUGCCUUAACCUCCAAGCGUCCACUGCUGCUCUGCUGGUUCAGUUCGCUGUGGGAAAUCGGGGCCCCGAACAUGUAGCACUCAGUUUUCCUUUGCCCUCCCUGCAGAACACCAUGCUCUCCUUUGUACCAGAGUUUUUUGCAGAGAAUUUGGGAGAUUUUUUCAUCUUCCUGCGUCCAUUUGCUGAUGAUGUUUUGGAAUCCUCUGCUGAAAGUCUGGAGCAGAUUCUGAACUUUAUCACUGUCUUCAUGGGUAAUGUAGAGAGGUUGAAGAAUCCUCAUUUAAGAGCGGAGCUGGCAGAGGUCUUGGAGGCGGUGAUGCCCCACAUGUUGCCUCUGGCGCCUGGGAGUCCUCAACCAAUUGUCUUUCAGCGACAGAGAGUCUUCUGCUCUUACAAAUACGCACCUCAGUUGGCCGAAGCCCUCAUCACUGUGUUUGUAGACAUUGAAUUUACAGGUGAUCCUCAUCAAUUUGAACAGAAGUUUAAUUACAGAAGACCCAUGUAUCCCAUCCUCAAGUUCAUGUGGGGUGAAAAUAACUAUCGAGAGAGUAUCAAGCAUUUGGCAGACUAUGCAUCCAAGAACCUGGAGGCCAUGAAUCCUCCUCUGUUCCUCAGGUUCCUCAAUUUGCUGAUGAAUGAUGCCAUCUUCCUUUUAGAUGAGGCUAUUCAGUACCUGAGCAACAUCAAGAUUCUGCAGCUGGAGCAGGAUCGAGGGGAGUGGGAUGACCUGGCCCCCGAUGCCCAACGGGAGAGGGAGUCAAGCCUGCAGAUGUUUGGACAGCUGGGCCGCUUCCACAAUAUCAUGUCUAAUGAGACCAUCGGCACGCUGGCCUUCCUCACCUCAGAGAUCAAGGGAAUCUUUGUGCAUCCUUUUCUGGCUGAAAGGAUCAUCUCCAUGCUCAACUACUUCCUGCAGCAUCUGGUUGGACCCAAGAUGGGGGCUCUUAAAGUGAAGGACUUCAGCGAGUUUGACUUCAAGCCGCAGCAGCUUGUCUCUGACAUCUGCACCAUCUACCUGAACCUGGGAGAUGAGGAGAAUUUCUGUGCUACUGUCCCAAAGGAUGGACGGUCGUACUCCCCUAUCCUCUUUUCUCAAACAGUGAGGGUACUGAAGAAGAUCAACAAGCCCGGGGACAUGAUAGUGGCUUUUGGACUCCUUGCUGAUAAAAUAAAGUCCCAUGCAGAUCGACAGCAACAGGAAGAGGAAACUUAUUCAGAAGCCCCAGAAGAGUUCUUAGACCCAAUUAUGUCCACCCUGAUGCUGGAUCCCGUUCUUCUUCCUUCUUCCAACGUCACGGUCGACCGCUCCACAAUAGCAAGGCAUCUCCUCAGCACAUCUGGACAUCUGGUUUCAAAUCCGGUCUCGCCUGUGUGGACUUUGCAUCUUCUCCUCGUGCCUGCAUGGGUUUUCGCCGGGUACUCCGGUUUCCUCCCACAUUCCAAAAGCAUGCAUGUGACCAGACAGACCCGUUCAACCGCAGCCCUCUCACCAUGGACCAGAUCAGGCCAAACGAGGAGCUCAGACAACAGAUCUUAGAGUGGCUGGAUAAGCAUAAGCAGGAGAAGCUGCAGCUGGGACCAAGUGACCAGACUUGAUCCACACUGUGCCUAACAAUGACUUCAUCCUUGUUUGCUUCCCUCUUCCACAUCUAGAGUGCUCCUCUGCCUUUUUUUGUGGCUAAUCUGUGGUGUGCUUGUCGCCGCAGAUUCCUGAAGACUUUCGUCUAACACUGCAUUUAAAUCAUAUUUAAUACAGCCUUCAUGCAACAGACUACAGCCUCACAGCUAGUUGAAUAGCUGUUUCAAAUUGCCCAAUUGUAAACAUGAUGGGAAUGAUGCGAUUUUGAGCAGGAGAGGGGAACUCCACUGAGAAAGUAGAUUCCCCCUUCCUGAUUAUUUUUUCUUUUCUUGGAUAUUUAGCACACUUAAAUGGUUGCGAUUGGCAAACCAAUUUUGAUAUCUCAAGCCCCCAACACACCGAGCGAUGCAGCCGACUGAAUUGGACAAUUGCGAGUUAAUUACAAUCGGUGACACACACGCGCACAUCUGGCGAUUGAUUUUCACACACAUACCAACUGGCAGCACCAGCAACGCUGUGACCCCUGCUGUUCCGAUCAGGAAAUAACGUUUUGAGGCGCCACAUAUAUGUGCAGUAAGUCAAAAUGGCGUCAGCCAUAAACACAGUGACAAGACAAACAUAUUUACUAUGUGUGUGUGUGUGUGUGUCUGUACGGAAAGCAUUUAGACCCCCUUAAAUUUUUCUUUCUUUGUUAUAUUGCAGCCAUUUGCUCAAAUAAUUUUUCAUUUUUUUUUUCCUCAUUAAUGUACACACAGCACCCCAUAUUGACAGAAAAAACGGAAUUGUUAAUUUUUUUGCAGAUUUAUUAAAAAAUAAAAACUGAAGUAUAAGUAUUCAGACCCUUUUCUCAGUAUUUAGUAGAAACACCCUUUUGAGCUAAUACAGCCAUGAGUCUUUUUGUGAAUGAUGCAACGUGUUUUUCACACCUGGAUUUGGGGAUCCUCUGCCAUUCCUCUUUGCAGAUCCUCUCCAGUUCUGUCAGGUUGGAUGGAGAACAUUGGUGGACAGCCAUUUUUAGAUCUCUCCAGAGAUGCUCAAUUGGGUUUAAGUCAAAGCUCUGGCUGGGCCAUUCAAGAACAGUCACGGAGUUGUUCUGAACCCACUCCUUCGUUAUUUGAGCUGUGUGCUUAGGGUCAUUGUCUUUCUACAAGGUAAACCUUCGGCCCAGUCUGAGGUCCUGAGCACUCUGGAGAAGGUUUUCGUCCAGGAUAUCCCUGUACUUGGCGUCAUUCAUCUUUCCUUCGAUUGCAUCCAGUCGUCUUGUCCCUGCAGCUGAAAAACACCCCCACAGCAUGAUGCUGCCACCACCACCACGCUUCACUGUUGGGACUGUAUUGGACAGGUGAUAAGCAGUGCCUGGUUUUCUCCACACAUGCCACUUAGAAUUAAGGCCAACAACUUCUAUCUUGGUCUCAUCAGACCAGAUAAUCUUAUUUCUCACCAUCUUGGAGUCCUUCAGGUGUUUUUUAGCAAACUCCAGUGCGGGCUUUCAUGUGUCUUGCACUGAGGAGAGGCUUCCGUCGGGCCACUCUGCUAUAAAGCCCCGACUGGUGGAGGGCUGCAGUGAUGGUUGACUUUCUAGAACUUUCUCCCAUCUGCCGACUGCAUCUCUGGAGCUCAGCCACAGUGAUUUUUGGGUUCUUCUUUUCCUCUCGCACCAAGGCUCUUCUCCCCCGAUUGCUCAGUUUGGCCACCUCUAGGAAGGGUUCUGGUCAUCCCAAACGUCUUGCAUUUAAGGGUUAUGGAGGCCACCGUGCUCUUAGGAACCUUAAGUGCAGCAGAAUUUGUUUUGUAACCUUGGCCAGAUCUGUGCCUUGCCACAAUUCCGUCUCUGAGCUCAUCCGGCAGUUCCUUUGACCUCAUGAUUCUCAUUUGCUCUGCCAUGCACUGUGAGCUGUAAGGUCUUAUAUAGACAGGGGUGUGGCUUUCAUAAUCAAGUCCAAUCAGUAUCAGUAAUCAAGCACAGCUGGACUCCAAUGAAGGUGUAGAACCAUCUUAAGAAUGAUCAGAAGAAAUGGACAGCACCCGAGUUAAAUAUAUGAGUGUCACAGCAAAGGGUCUGAAUACUUAUGCCUGUGUGAUAUUUCAAUUUUUCUCUUUUUUAAUCUGCAAAGGUUUCAACAAUUCUGUUUUUUUCUGUCAAUAUGGGGUGCUGUGUGUACAUUGAUGAGGAAAAAAAUUUAACAAAUGUUUUUAGCAAAUGGCUGCAAUAUAACAAAGAGUGAAAAAUUUAAGGGGGGGGGGGGGGGGGCUUUCCGUACCCACUGUGUGUGUGUGUGUACACACAAUAUAAUAUAAUAGAAGUGUACUAAACACUCACUGAGCAGUCAUUGUUUCUGUUUACCCAACACAGCAAAGAUUAUUUUUCAUUAUUAAUAUUUUGUAAUGUUAAAGAGAUGGCAAUGUUCCCAGGGAGGCAUUGGCUUUCUAUUUAACAUAAUAACCAACAACCGCAAAAUACAAUAAAGAAUCCGAAAACUUUGAGGUGCUGAAUGUUAUGAUUUCGCCUGCUACUGUUAAUCAUGAUUCCAGUUUUCACCUUCUUGAUUGCCCUUUAAAUAACAGUUAACCGAGCGCUGAUAGUUUUGCAAGGAUUUUAUAUCAUUUGUAUUAACAUAAAGAAGAGCCCGAAUGACACUUUUGAGGCAUAUUGUUUCUUUUAGACAUCGAGAGCUGCAGAUAGAAUGCAUAAGAUCAACUCAAUGAGAGCGAGAUUAUCAUUGAAGAGAUUUUAAUGAAUAAAAGAAAUAAAACUAGGUUGUGAUCCAGGAUUAAGUUGUGAAGGACGUAUGUGAUGGUUUGGCAUCCAUGUGCUUUACGUUGAAUAUCUUGAGUGAAAAUAUAAUUCUAUAUUUUGUUUUAUUGUAAAAUUUUACUUUGAUUGUACAGUAUGAUUAAAAAAUUAAAACCCA